AUGGACGCUUCUGUGGGAACAAAACUCAAACAGGAGUUUUUAUCUAAUUACAAGAGUUUUGAAAACCCGUCUGAGUCGACUGACGAUUGUCCAACAAACGGCUUCACCUGUGACCUGAACAAAAACAACGAGGUCGUUCAGUUGAACGGGCUGACUUCUGAUAGCUCAGGUUUGUUGGACCAGAGCUCAUCCAAAGUCAAAGAACCAGAUGAGGGCCGCUGCAGCCAGGACCAGCCAGUCCACAUAUACGCUAUUUGCACAAUCCUUGCCAUUGGAGUGACCGUUGCUUUGGUCUUGGAGAUUCACCUGGAUGCAACUCAGGUCUCCAUCAAAGGAGUGACGUCGGAUGACGAGCUCUGCACAGAACUCAGCGUGAGGGUCCUUCGCGAUGGAGGAUCCAGUGUGGAUGCAGCCAUCGCUGGCAGCCUUUGCUUGGGUGUUGUGCAUCCACACGUGUCGGGCGUCGGUGGAGGAGGAGUGAUGCUGAUUCAUAAAAUCCGUCAGAAUGAAACUAGGGCGAUCAACUUUCAGGGGUCGGCACCAAAAGGUCUGAGGGAAGAAAUGCUGCAAAAUGUUUCUGAAAUUAAGGCAGGUCUACUUGUGGGAGUGCCAGGUAUGCUCAUGGGGUUGCACCAUGCUCACGACCUGUAUGGAGGUUUGCCGUGGGGGGAUGUCGUCAGCAGAGUUGCAACUGUAGCCAGAGAAGGAUUCAAUGUUUCUCAGAGCCUCGCUGCUGCAAUAUCGCAGGCAGGAGAGCAGCCCGCGGGACGUUUCAGGGAUCUUUUCCUCCCAAACGGCCAGGCUCUGAGUCCUGGCUCGUAUCUGAGGAUGCCCGGUGUGGCUGACAUCAUGGAGGCUGGUCUUUUCAGUUUCUACCAUGGGAAUAUAUCACAGGAGCUGGAAGAUGAGGUGCGAGCAAAUGGAGGCGUCCUGAGCAGAGGGGACCUCCAGAACUACAGUGCAGAGGUGCAACAACCACUUGAAGGCCUGUACAACCAGUUCAUAAUUAAGGUUCCUCCUCCACCAUCUGCUGGGGCAGCUCUGAUAGCAGCUCUCAACCUGUUGGAGGGCUUUCAUCUGGGGGAGAAUAAUGUUACAGAAAAUCAAACAUACCACUGGAUCAGUGAGGCUUUGACAGCAGCUUUGAGCAUGGCUCAUAGACUGGGUGACCCUGAAACCAGCUCCUCUGUGUCUGAGCUUCUUUCUGCCAUGAUGAGCAAGAAUGACACUGAAGAGCUGCACCAGAAGAUGGACUUUCAGCCAUCUGCGUCCAACUCGACGGAGCUGCUGUCCAGUCAAGUCGUGGUCAUGGGACCAGAUGACCUUGUUGUCUCUGUUGCUAGCUCCUUGAGCAGGCCGUUUGGGAGCAGGAUCAUGACUCGGUCAGGCGUCAUCCUCAACAGCCUCAUUCUGGACUUCUUCUGGCCAAAUCAGAGCAGUGGGCAGCCUCUGACCGACCAGAAUAACCGAGUCGAGCCUGGGAAAAGGCCACUGUCGUUUCUGAUGCCCGCUGCGAUCGUGCCGGCCUUGAACAGGUGUGGCACCUACAUGGCACUGAGCAGCUCAGGUGGAGAAAACCGUCUGAGUGAAAUCAUCCAGAUGCUAGAUGGUGUGCUGUUCCACCAUGAGAAGAGGAAUGACAGCCUUUCUUGGGAAGGACAUUAA
Messenger RNA from Nematolebias whitei (Rio pearlfish), 1665 nucleotides. RefSeq names its product glutathione hydrolase 7-like. The transcript has 14 exons. Gene Ontology annotation, molecular function: glutathione gamma-glutamate hydrolase. The record is from RefSeq and is a predicted model, not a curated record. Bases 1 to 1665 code for a protein of 554 amino acids. Gene Ontology annotation, biological process: glutathione catabolic process. Lineage: Eukaryota; Metazoa; Chordata; Actinopteri; Cyprinodontiformes; Rivulidae. Gene Ontology annotation, cellular component: plasma membrane.